Messenger RNA from Pseudomyrmex gracilis, 995 nucleotides. It is a transcript of the gene PIG-C, whose product is annotated as phosphatidylinositol N-acetylglucosaminyltransferase subunit C. Gene Ontology annotation, biological process: GPI anchor biosynthetic process. Gene Ontology annotation, cellular component: membrane; glycosylphosphatidylinositol-N-acetylglucosaminyltransferase (GPI-GnT) complex. The coding region runs from base 151 to 972 and encodes 273 amino acids. The record is from RefSeq and is a predicted model, not a curated record. The transcript is spliced from 2 exons. Lineage: Eukaryota; Metazoa; Arthropoda; Insecta; Hymenoptera; Formicidae.
UGAAUUUGCAUCGUCUCGUCAAAAUACGUGUGUGCAACCAAUCAAACCUGUCAAAAUGUAUUUUUUCAAAAAUAGUUCGCGAAGAGAUAAUUAAUAACGAGAGAGAUCUCCAAACCCCUGUGUAAAAGCCGCGGCCUUUUUGUUUCAAACAUGAGAGAAGAAAUACAAUGGCAAAAAAAUUUGUACGAAAAUUACGGAUUGCCGGACAACUACACGGAUAGUUCUUUCUUGGAACAAUUGCGUAAAAAUAUUAAACCGAAUAACGUGACGUUGGUAGAUGCGAUAAAUCUGGGUGCUGAUAUAACCAUACAAUUGAGCAUAGUCGUGCUUUUUGUCAUAAUAUUUAUUUGGUUAAAUAACGAGUGGGUCACUCCGGAUAUUGUUACAAUAUCCGGAAGCGUUCUGACAAGUCUCGGGUAUUUUGUUUACAAUGUAAGAACACCCGAUCGGCGUUCGAAUCUGUCGAAAGACUUGUGGACCGUGUUUAUAUUUUUGACGUUCGGUUAUAUAUUGUCGCCAAUUUUGAAAACUUUAACCGAGACAAUCAGUACCGACACAAUUUACGCUAUGACAAUAUUGAUGUUUCUCACCCAUUUGAUAUUUAGCAAAUACGGAUUAUCGCAGAUCUCAUUGUCGGAUUCGUUGUCGGUAACUUCUUCAAUUUUUGGAUCGUUAAUGUUGGCCUCCAGAUUGGCGUCCCCGUUACACGCCUUCACACUUCUAACGGUGUCGGUUCAGUGUUUUGUACUCUUGCCGUAUUUAUUAUCACAAACGAGUAACAAGAUUGUUAUAUCAGCCGUUCUCUCAACUGGUACCGUGUAUUCGCUUGUAUUCAUUUCGCAAACAUUCUUAUACGUUUUUGUCACUGCCGUAACGAUCAUUCACUUUAUUUGUCCACUUUGGUACAUCAGGUGUCAAAAAUUCAAAGAUAACAUUUACGGUCCGUGGGAUGAAGCAGUGAUUACUUCCUAAGUAAAAUUGAUUUUUGCAAUCAU